Rodentolepis nana is the source of this 891-nucleotide messenger RNA. Lineage: Eukaryota; Metazoa; Platyhelminthes; Cestoda; Cyclophyllidea; Hymenolepididae. The record is from the annotation of a GenBank genome assembly.
AUGCCGAUUGAUCUUUUGUCUACGCUUAAAAAUAACAAUGGAAACAAUGGAUAUAAUGAUUAUGACGAUGAUAACGACAAUUUUAUGGAUAGCAACUAUCUCACGGGAUUUUUCAGCCAGGUCGAACAACUCCGCUCUGAAGUCGAUAAAAUUAAAUCACUUGUCGAUGAAAUAAAGACGAAACAUAAUGAGCUUCUUUCAGCCACAAACCCGGAUGAAAGGACGAAAGCUCGAGUUAAUGAUAUUAUGGCAGAUAUAAAACAACGUGGUGGUAGAGUACGCACUGCUCUUAAGCAAAUGGAACUGAAUAUUUCACAGGAAGAACGAGCAGGCGGUGAUGUUGCUGAUAUGCGAAUUAUGCGAGGCCAGUGUCAAGCGAUAGGCCGCAGAUUUAUAAGCGUCAUGCAAGAGUACAGCAAAACUCAAGUUGAAUACCGAGAUGCCAAUAAGGAUCGUAUUUUGCGUCGAAUGACUGCCGCCGAUCAACACUUUACUGAUGAAGAACUUGAAGAUAUGCUCGAAUCAGGAAAUCCUCAAAUCUUCACUCAGAGUAUUAUGGCGGAUACUCAAAUGGCUAGACAGACGUUGAAUGAAAUUGAAGCUCGACAUCAAGAUAUCAUUCGAUUGGAACAGAGCAUUAGGGAAUUGCACGAUAUGUUUCAGGAUAUUUCUGCCCUUGUUGAUGCUCAACAAGAGACAAUAGACAAGAUUGAAUAUAAUGUUGACAAUGCCCAAGACUACAUUGAAACAGCGAAAAAGGAUGUGGAGAAGGCUGUUGUCUACCAGAAGAAAUCUCGAAAGGUGAGUGGCAAUCAUUUUCUUUUCAGCCUAACUGAAGCCAUCUCUGCGCAUCUCUCUUCUGUCUCUUUUCUUCCCCCUCAUUUUUUUUAG